CGCCGGGCCCAGCGCCGCCGAGAUUGACGCCGGGCCGCGCCGGGCAGCGCCCGGGAGCCGCUGCGGGGUUGUCGUUUUCGGCCUCUGCUCCGCCCGCAAAAGCUGAAGGGUUGUUAAGUUUUUAACACACUCGAUUUCGGGGAAGUUUCCUCAGAAGGUCGUGACAGCUUGUUUGAGCUGCUGAAAUAUGUAGCGGAAAUGAUAGCCGAGCCCACCGCAGCCAGUAACCUUCCCAGCCAAAAUACAAGUCAUCUGGCUUCAUGUCCUGGCCACUGUAGUUUAAAGGAGGCCAUUGCAGCCAGCUUCCAGUACUGGACCUGCUGCACAAGUGGGAUCCAGCUCGUCUACUCAAACAUGGCCUUUGGCAAAGCACAUUGCUAGCAUUGGGAAUGAUGAAAGAUGGCACGGUUUCAUUGCAGAUAAAUGUAUGGCUCCAGAUCUCCCAGAAGAGAGAAUGCUGUCCAUGAUGAGCCAGUGCUCGAGUCUGCUGCGCAGAAUGGUACAUAUGUGAGAAAUGGCAACCUGAAAACACCAAGAGAGAAGCGGAAGGUCAGAAAGCAGUGUGAAAACAUAAGGGGGAAUUCUACUCCUAGCAGAAGAGCGAGCCAGCUACAGAAUGGAGAAGUGGUUGAGGCAGUUACCUUGUUUGAAGUGGUUAGCAUGGGGAAGCAGGCCAUGCAGUCUGUGGUAGUUGACUGGGUUGAAGCUUAUAAACAAGACAGGAAUGUGGCACUUCUGGAUCUCAUCAACUUCUUCAUUCAGUGCUCAGGCUGUCAAGGCAUGGUAACAGCAGAGAUGUUUCAAAGUUUGUACAAGAAGGAUGUAAUGCAAAAAAUGACAGAGACCUUUGAUAAGGAAACUGGGUUGCAGUAUAAGAAAUUCAUGGCCUAUCCUUGGAUCCUAACAGUUACUUGGCCGGUGGACAUGGACAAUGAAGACUACCCACUGAUCAGAACAGGACCCUAUUGGAAGAAGUUCAAGGCCAAUUUCUGUGAAUUCAUUGCAGUGCUUGUCCAGCAGUGCCAGUGCAGCAUCCUGUAUGAUAACUACUUGAUGGACACCAUCAUCUCACUGCUUACAGGGUUAGCAGAUUCCAUGGUCAGAGCAUUCAGGCACACAAGCACUUUGGCAGCAAUGAAACUUCUGACAGCAAUUGUAAGCAUCCAUCUGAACCUUGAUAUCAGCAAACACAAUGCUCAAAGACUGUAUGAGGUGGAGAAGAAGAGGCUAGGUGGCAAGAGGACCAGUUACAGACUUGAUCAGCUAGAGAGAAAAAGGAAAGAGUAUGAGCAUAAACUUCUAGAGAUACAGAACAUGAUGAAUGCUAUUUUCAAAGGGACAUUUCUAAACCGUUACCGUGAUGUUAUCCCUGAGAUCAGAGCAACUUGCAUUGAAGAAAUUGGCAGCUGGAUUAAAAUGUCCCCAGAUGCUUUUUUGAAUGAUAGCUACUUAAAAUAUGUUGGGUGGAUGCUGUAUGAUAAGCAAGCUGAAGUGCGGUUGAAGUGUCUGCUGGGACUGCAGGGAAUUUAUAGUAGAAAAGAACUUGUUUCCAGGAUGGAUCUCUUUACUAACAGAUUCAAGGAUCGAAUUGUGUCCAUGCCUCUGGACAAGGACCAUGAAGUAGCAGUUCAAGCCAUGAAACUCUUGAUGCUUAUGUCACAGAACUGUGAGGAUGUGUUAUCAGCUGAAGACUGUGAAAUGCUAUACCAGUUUGUUUAUACCACUCACCGUCCACUUGCAGUAGCAGCUGGGGAAUUCCUUUAUAAAAGGCUGCUUAGUCAUGAGGGAGAUAAAAAAGUUCAGCCCGAAGGAGGAGGAAAGUUUGGGGCAAGCACUGACCAAUUGAAAAGAUUAAUACACUUUUUCCUGAAGGGUGAGCUACACAAACAUGUUACAUAUCUAGUAGACAGCCUGUGGGACUGGGCAAGCAAAUUCCUGAAGGACUGGGAGUGCAUGACCUCUCUUCUAUUAAAAAAUGAAGAAGUUGGAGAAGCACUGAGCGAUGCCCAGGAAAGUGUUCUCAUCGAAAUCAUCCUCGCAACAGUCAGAGAAGCAGCUGAAGGUCAUCCUCCAGUGGGCAGAGGUGCAGCCAAAAAAAUUUUGUCAGUAAAAGAGAAGAAAAUCCAAUUGGAAGAUUGCACAAAAAUUACCGAACACUUUAUUAUGGUGCUUCCUCAGCUCUUGGCAAAGUAUUCAACAGAUGCUCAAAAAGUGGCAAGUCUUCUGCAGAUUCCUCAGUAUUAUGAUUUAGAUGUUUACAGUACAGGACAUCUGGAGAAGCAUUUGGAUGAUUUGCUGAAAGAGAUAAAAGACAUUGUGGCCAAACACUCUGACAUGUCUGUCCUCGAGGCUUCCUCCAGGACUUAUUAUAUCCUUUGCCGUGAAGAAAUUGCCAUCUAUAGCCAGGUGGAUUGUGCUCGAACUCAAAUGAUAGAUGAGUUGAUGAAACAGCUUAACCAGCUACUAGAUUGCUUCUGGCAAAAGGAAGGAGGAUUUUGUACGGACGCAGGAGAAAUUUCCCAGAUGCACUCUACUUUGAGAAGAGUAGCAGCUUUUCAUAAUGCCCAUGAUCUCACCAAGUGGAAUCUGUAUGACAAGACUUUAAGGUUCCUGGUGUUUGAAACAGAACAUGGCACAUUGCCUGUUCUGAUUAUCCUACCGGCUCUCCAGUGCACAUAUUUUUCUCUCCUGUGGCAACUAGCUGCAGUUUCGGAACAUUCUCCCAAGGAGACUCUAUUUCCACUAAGAAAGCAGCUGAGACAUUUCAGUCAGAUUUGCACAUGCUUUCUCCACCAUAAGGAAAAAGAUGUAAGAGAAAAGGCCUUCAUGAUACUCUGUGACUGGUUGCUGAUUCUGAGUCACCUGUAUUCAAAUAAUGAAGAAGCAGUUGGACUUCUAGGUUAUCUUCCUAACACACAGCUUCAGGAAAAACUGUUUUCAUUUAUCCAGGAACACGUUUUCAUGGAUGGAGAAGAGGAAAAAAAAGAUCUGACAGAAGAGGGAAAGGAUGAAACUUGCAAACUUGAUGACUUGCACAAAAAGCGGAGUCUUCUGGCAGCAUAUUGCAAGUUAAUAGUGUAUAAUGUGGUAGAGAUGACUGCAGCUGCUGAGAUCUAUAAGUAUUAUGUGAAGACCUACAGUGAUUUUGGAGACAUAAUUAAAGAAACAUUAAGCAAGACGAGGUGCAAUAACAAAAUUCAGAGUGCCAAGACACUGAUUCUCUGUCUGCAGCAGCUGUUUCAGACACAUGCAGAAAGCCAAGACAGCAGUAAUGGUGUGGACUUCUCCUCUCCUUCCUUUGCAAACAUCAAAGAACUUGCUCGUCGCUUUUCACUAACAUUUGGCUGGGACCAAGUGAAAUCUAGAGAAUCUAUAGCCAUGAUACACAAGGAAGGGAUUGAAUUUGCUUUUCAAGGAACUACUGGAGUAGAUGGAAAAUGCUUGCAUCCUAACUUGAGCUUUCUGUUAAUCAUCAGUGAAUUUUCCAACAAGCUGCUAAAGCCAGACAAAAGACUAGUGUACAGUUACUUACAGAGGUACAUAACAGAGCCACUGUCCUGCAGAAGAGACAAAUGGCAGCCUUUGGUCUGGUACAGAAACUCUUUAUUGGCAAAUGAAGAUGAGGAGAGCUCUGUCCUUGGCAGUUUGGGAGAGUGGCACCCUGUGGGCUCAUCUAAGACAUCUUCUUUUAAAAGGAAAUUGUCUAAUGGGUCUUUGCCUGAAACCAGCCAGACUGAAGCAGAAAGCAAAGCCCCAGAACAGCAGUGUGCUUCUCAGCUUCCCUCUGCAGCAGGGAAAAGCAGAAAGAGGCUGAAAUCUAAAGAGAUGCGCUUGCAGGAACAUUUGCCAUUCCUUUGUCCAGGAGGGUUGCGUAGAAGAUACUGCAAAGAUGAGGUUAAGACAGAAGAUGUCUCCGAGGAGGGUCCAGAAGACACAGUUGAAGAUGUUGAUGUCAUUGGUACAGACCAGGACAGUUAAAGACACUGAGAGGAUGAACAGAAGUGAAGCACACGCUGUUUUUUCUGCAAAUUGUUUAACUUGUCAAUGUGGUGUGAGAACAUCAACUGAGGUGGCAGGAGACAUGGAUCAAGUUGUCUCUGUGCCCAUGGGCAUCGACCCAGAACCAGUUUGUAGCACGGUGGUUGAUUUCCCACCAUUGCUGGUUGUGGGCAUUACUGAGGUGGCUGCUGAAGUUCUAGGAUAGAGUGUUCUGAGCAUCAUUACUCAGCUGCAUCCUGAUCCUUGGUGCUGCCUUGGAAAAGUUCACAGCUGCAGGACUGGAAUCAGGGUAUUGACAAACACUGAAUCAAAGACACUGUGAACCAGGUGAGACAAGCUCAUUUGAAGCAUGUGGGGGCAGUGCUUUGCUGGCUGUGUUCUUUACUGUUUGAAAUAACCAAAUGGAGAUCUGUGUCUUUCCUUGCACCUGGUGCAGGGAAGAAAGGAACCUGGCCCAACUGUGAGCACUGGGACCUGCUGGGUGAUGGCAAGUGCCAUUUCCUGCCUGUAAAAUGGAAAACCUGGAUCAUUCAUCUGAAAGUAUCUCUGAAUUCUAUUGCUUAGAAAGAUGUGGUUAGAGGUCUGCAAGCAUCAGGACAUGAUCAGGAAAACUUGUGUCAAGGCUUCAGAGUAACAAAGAAAGAAACAGUGGACCAGCUGACUAUUUUCCUCUGGAAGAAGUCCUUUGUACACUGACCAUGUGGUAUUUACUUGGAAAAAGCCUGGAAAGACAAUGUAAAUAGACUGUAAAUAUGGCCAUUCGAAAAGAGGAUGUUUUUGCAUUAAGAAUUUGCAAAUGAUCGUCACUCAAGAGUGUUUCAGUGGCAGUGGGCUGGGGAGCGUGGGCUGCUUUCACUGACCCUUCUCACUGCUCCCUGGAAUUGUACAUUGCAGUAAUCAUAUCAGCUUUAUUUUUUAUUUUAUAUAUAUAUAUCUAUAUCUAUAUUUUGGAUUGUAAUUGUGUAAAAUAAACUACAGAACUAUAGCUAUCCGUUAGUACUGAACGUGUAAGUGAUACUCCUACACCAUGUCUGGAGAAUGACAGCAAAUGUUUGCUGGUCUUUGCAUUUGUUGUGUUAUUUCACAGGCUGAGCAGGGAAUUCCCAUGAAGAUGGAAAUGAAAGCCAUGACUGUUGCCCAGGUAUUGUGUACACUGAAGUGGCCACAGUGAAUCCAUGAUUUUCCUUGUGCAUGGUGUGGAGGCUGCCACAAGGGAGGUGGUUCUCAGGUUCAGUAACUCCCACUACCUUGGCUGGGGUACUGAUGUUUCCCCUUAUCCAUCUGUGGAUUAAUUUGUGGAUCUAGGCCUAAGCACUCACCAGGGAGGCAGAAUACAGCUUAACUGGGAAAAUAGUCAUACCUGAAACCACAUCAAACAUAUGGAUGCUUUAAUUUUUGUAACAGUGGGCUUGGGAUGGGAAUUUCCCCGCAGAGCAAGGUCCAGUAAUCCUCAUAAACUCAUGUAUUUUAAGAAAAAGGACUUCUACAGAACAGCAGAAUAUGUUCUACUUAGGAAAUAAGGGACUUGGUUAGCAAAAGUAUAGUAGGGAGCAGGAUUUGACAGGCACUUCGUUAAACACAAAGUGGCAACAACAGCUACAGGCUCUGCAGAAGAGAUUGACCCUGCACCAUAGUGCUGUGUGACAGAGAUGUGUCACUGCAUGCUAGGAAGGCCUGUGGCUGUUUGCUGCCCAGUUAAAAGCCCCCUUCUUGAGAAAAGUUUUAGGGUAGGGAGAUGCAUCUCUUGCAGUGGAACAGAUAUUCAGAACCAUGUUCUGCAAAGCCAGUUGGUCAUUCUUUCCCUGAGGGAACAGAGCUUAGCAGAAAUGCUUAGUGUAUCUGUACUGUUUAAAAGCCCCAAACCAUCGGCUGUUAGUGAAAGGUAUCCAGCCAAGCCUGGAGAAAUUUGACAUUGGUGAGUCUGUAUUAAAACUGGAAUAAUUAACCAAAAUCCUUCAAAUGGUAUUACAAUUACUUGAGUUUUCCUCAGUAAGGUUCACCAGCACCUCAGCAAUGAGUUUCUUGAUAUACAGGUGUGUAGAUUUCUGCAGGAGCUUGUGUGAGGAGUUAAGCACAACAGGUUUCUCCCAGCUGCUCAUCAAAUACUCUCUUUUGGAUGAAGAAAAAGCUGCUAAAGGGCUGAUUGCUUUGCAUAUGCAGCUUGUUGGAAUUACCCAACCAGACUGCAUACCUGUGUAACAUCCUAUCUGAGUGGUUCUUUAUUAAGACAUGAAUUGUAUGCAUUAUGUAAAAAUCAGAACUGUUAAAUUACA
Molecule: messenger RNA, 6272 nt
Organism: Lonchura striata (white-rumped munia)
Lineage: Eukaryota; Metazoa; Chordata; Aves; Passeriformes; Estrildidae
Source: RefSeq, a predicted model, not a curated record